This is a messenger RNA of Hyposmocoma kahamanoa, 930 nucleotides long. RefSeq names its product secretory phospholipase A2 receptor-like. The coding region runs from base 1 to 930 and encodes 309 amino acids. The record is from RefSeq and is a predicted model, not a curated record. The transcript is spliced from 4 exons. Gene Ontology annotation, molecular function: signaling receptor activity. Lineage: Eukaryota; Metazoa; Arthropoda; Insecta; Lepidoptera; Cosmopterigidae.
AUGCAUUGCUCAAAGCGAGUGUUAACCUUUCUCGCGAUUCUAUUAAGUCUCAGGCAUACAAGUGAUGGUCAAAAACAUAAAAGGUACUUUAGAAGUGAUUAUAUAUACCUGCCAAUAUCCAACGGAUUUUACAAAGUGCACCAGCAACCUCGCAAUUGGUCUGAGGCCGAUCUCAUAUGUGGACUAGAGGGGGCCAGUCUGUUCUACCCCGAGAGUAAAGCGGAGGCAGACGAAGUGUUAAAACUUGGUCGGCAUAAUAAUGGUCAUAAAUUAUUUUUCGUGGGUGUCCAUGAUGUUUUGGGCAAUGGAGAAUUUAAAACUGUUGAUGGACGCCUCCUAUCGGAGGUGUACAACUUCAUAAUUAUUGAGGAUUCCUCCAGAGCGGAUGGGACAGCGAAGUGUGCCACGAUAAGUACCUACUAUCAAACGGGCACUGUUGCCCACUGCAGUAAAACUUUUCCUUUUAUAUGUAAAAAACCCUUCGAUUCGUUGCAAUGGAACCAAGAUUGCGAUGCAUAUAAUUUAGAUUACAAGUAUAAUGGCACCCUAGGUGGUUGCUACAAAUUCCACCUAAACACAGCGCGUUGGAUCGACGCUUUCAACUUUUGCCAGCUUGAAGAAUCCUACCUAGCAAUAAUAGAUAGUCAAGCUGAAUCAGAUUUCUUUGUGGAAAUGGCCAAUAUAACCGAGAAGGAAGAAAUCACUUCGGGAUCUAUUCAUUUAGGGUUCUCUAAAAUAGGCGGCAAUUGGAUAACUGUGAAGAAUACUUCUUUACCGUAUCCAAAGUGGGGCUACAUGCAACCUGACUUAGGAGAUGAUAGAAUAUGUGGGGCCAUGCUGUACAACGGAGACCUCAAUGAUGUGCAGUGCGAAGAAAGGACCUUCUUUAUUUGUGAACGUGAUGUUAAAAACAACUUUCCAAAAGUAUGA